UUUAUUUGAUUUUCGAUUUCCGUGUCAAGCAAGCAUCGAUCCAACACAGCACCAACUGCACACUCACUCAAUUUCUUUACCAAUGGGCAAACCCAAUUUUUAAUUUUUCUUGUAAAUCCCUCCUUUUCGUGCCUUUAAUUUGCCAAACUUUGCUUGUAUUCUAAUCUUCUGUUAUCAUUUCCUAUCAAACCUAACAUAAUUAUUUUUUAUUUACUUGCAAUCAUCUCAGAUUUUCAAUUUUUCUGUUCAAAAGAGAGAGCACACAGUAAUUAACUCGAAAGAUUUGUUUUUUGGGUAAUAAUAUAUCUGGGAGUGAAGAUGGGACAAGAGGUGGUUGCGGCGGCAGUGGUUCGGACGCCGGCGCCGACAUCUUUGGCUCCGGGGUUCAGAUUUCAUCCGACCGAUGAGGAGUUAGUGAGGUACUAUCUGAGAAGAAAGGCCUGUGGAAAGCCCUUUCGAUUUCAGGCCGUUUCUGAAAUUGAUGUUUACAAAUCUGAACCCUGGGAACUUGCCGACUAUUCGUCACUGAAGACUAGAGAUCUAGAAUGGUACUUUUUCAGCCCUGUGGAUAGGAAGUAUGGUAAUGGAUCAAGGCUCAAUCGUGCCACUGGCAAAGGGUACUGGAAAGCCACCGGGAAGGAUCGGCCUGUGCGUCAUAAAAAUGAAACUAUUGGAAUGAAGAAAACCCUAGUUUUCCAUAGUGGUCGUGCUCCUGAUGGCAAGAGAACAAAUUGGGUAAUGCACGAGUAUAGACUAGCUGAUGUAGAAUUGGAAAGGGCCAGAGUAGUACAGGAUGCAUUUGUGCUAUGUAGAAUUUUCCAGAAGAGUGGUUUAGGACCACCCAAUGGGGACCGAUAUGCUCCUUUUAUUGAUGAGGAAUGGGAUGAUGAGGCGGCCCUUGUCAUUCCUGGAGGAGAAGCUGAAGAUGAGCUGGCCAAUGGUGAUGAAGCACGAGAUGGGGGCAACGACAAUGACCAGGAAAAUAACUCUCUCAGCAUGGUUCCUCUCCAAAUUGAGAAUCCAACUGAGUCGCAAAGUCUUUCGUUUGUUUGCAAGAGGGAGAGGUCAGAGGAUCCUGAACUCUCUCUGGCUCAAAGUAGAAGAUCGAAGCAAGGUGAUCCAAAUGCGAGCCAUGCAAAUGGAUCCGAAGAUUCAACUACAACUAGCCAGGAACCACAAACAAUGAUAAUGACGACAAAUUCCUCCCGUGCACUUUUGGAAUUUCCUCUAGUAGAAUCCAAAGAAAGUCAUCAAGUCAACCCUCCUACAUUCGAUUCGUCCAAUCUUGAGAAAUCUGUGCCUCCUGGAUAUUUAAAAUUUAUCAACAAUUUAGAGAAUGGGAUCCUAAAUGUUUCCAUGGAAAGGGAGACACUUAAGAUCGAAGUGAUGAGAGCCCAAGCCAUGAUUAAUGUUCUUCAGUCACGCAUUGAUCUCUUGAGCAAAGAGAACGAGGAUUUAAGAAGACUUAUCCGAGAGGGCUAAGAUUCUAGUUUUGGCUCGAACUUGUGUAAGAUUCUCCAGUUGCGUAUGGUAUCUGGGAAAAGAAGAUGAGUAAUGGAUCUUCCGAGACAUCUUAUCUGUUUGUAGCACCUGCAUUACCUUCAUAUAGUUUUUUAAUGUAAUAUGAUGUAAUGUAACAUCUACCAUCUUGAUGCUUAUGACUUCUUUAUGAACUAAAUAAGGGUCGAAUUCUGAACUCUUGAUUGUUU
Olea europaea var. sylvestris is the source of this 1709-nucleotide messenger RNA. RefSeq names its product NAC domain containing protein 50-like. The coding region runs from base 319 to 1482 and encodes 387 amino acids. Gene Ontology annotation, biological process: regulation of DNA-templated transcription. Gene Ontology annotation, molecular function: DNA binding. The transcript is spliced from 4 exons. The record is from RefSeq and is a predicted model, not a curated record. NCBI's taxonomy places the organism in Eukaryota, Viridiplantae, Streptophyta, Magnoliopsida, Lamiales, Oleaceae.